AUGGCCUAUCAAAAUCUGUUAUUCAUGUUUCUAUCUUCUCUAGUAUUAAUCUCAGUUACAAGCACGGAAAAAGCUUAUGCACUGGAAUUUGUUGUGAGCAACGAAGCGGUAGGAACACCAGGUGGUACAAAGUUUGAUACAGAAGUUGGUGCUGAAUACUGUCGUCAGACACUUGAAAAAGCUACGAAUUUCAUUUGGCAAAUCUUUGGACAAUCCAAUGAAGCCGAUAGAAAAAAUGUUCAGAGUAUUAGCAUGUUAGUGAAACCGUUCGAUGGUGUGGCAUCCCACACUGGUGACGAGAUUCAAGUGAGUGCAGAUUACAUCAAUGGUUUCUCUGGCGGAGAUAUAAAAACUGAGAUCACUGGGAUAAUCUACCAUGAACUUACGCAUGUCUGGCAGUGGGAUGGGACUCCAGGACCACGAGCACCACAGGACUUACUCGAAGGAAUUGCUGACUAUGUUAGGUUAAAGGCAAACCUUCCAGGAUCUUAUUGGGCAAAACGUGGUAGUGGUAAUCGUUGGGGUGAACGGUCUGACAUAACUGCAUACUUUCUUGAUCACUGCGACAGUCUUAAAAGUGGUUUUGUAGGGGAACUCAAUAAAAAGAUGAAAACUGGUUAUAACGAUAGCUACUUUAACGAAUUACUGGGGAAAUCCGCCACUGAACUAUUUGCAGACUACAAGGCGAAGUUUCAUUCUUGA
Messenger RNA from Papaver somniferum (opium poppy), 702 nucleotides. RefSeq lists its product as uncharacterized. Bases 1 to 702 code for a protein of 233 amino acids. The record is from RefSeq and is a predicted model, not a curated record. Lineage: Eukaryota; Viridiplantae; Streptophyta; Magnoliopsida; Ranunculales; Papaveraceae. The transcript has a single exon.